AUAAAUUUCACCUAACAUGCCCUAAAGCUCAUCUAGGGCAUGCGAAUUCAGUAUACAGUCAAAAUAGAUAUCAGAUUGCUAGAGGAAGUUGAUUCAUUCCAAAUUAUGCGUUGUAUGUAUGCUGCAAAAGAGAACAUGGAAAUGGAUACAGGUGAAAGAAAAAGGUCACCAAAGUGCAAUAGUUCUUAAGCAACAAAAAAAUACCCAUUUCAAUAUAUGGGCACAAAAAAAUAUCCCUACUCUACACCUGCUUACAAAAACAACAAAAUUUACAAUCAGAAAAACAGAGUGAGGGAAAAAUAAAACGAAACCAAGAAACCAAAAUCACAUGAGAACAAUCAAUGUAAAAUAGAGAACAGAAGAAAUGGAUCUCAGAAAAGGUAUGAUUUAUCUUCAUCCCCUUGGAGGAAGUUCAGAUAGAUAACGCAGUUUCUAAGUAACAUCAUUGAUCCACACAAACACAUCCCAUAUACAAUAUGGUCACAAAUAAAACAAAGAAUCAUGUUUGGUUGGAGAAAAUUGCUUGCUCAAACCAAGUAAUACUCAUAAACUUUAGAAUUCAACCAAAACAAGAACAAAAACAAUAAGAAAUGAAAUUACUUCGGACAU
Messenger RNA from Rubroshorea leprosula, 609 nucleotides. The record is from the annotation of a GenBank genome assembly. NCBI's taxonomy places the organism in Eukaryota, Viridiplantae, Streptophyta, Magnoliopsida, Malvales, Dipterocarpaceae.